Messenger RNA from Rhodamnia argentea, 2331 nucleotides. RefSeq names its product pentatricopeptide repeat-containing protein At3g24000, mitochondrial-like. The record is from RefSeq and is a predicted model, not a curated record. NCBI's taxonomy places the organism in Eukaryota, Viridiplantae, Streptophyta, Magnoliopsida, Myrtales, Myrtaceae. Gene Ontology annotation, biological process: RNA modification. Gene Ontology annotation, molecular function: zinc ion binding; protein binding; RNA binding.
AUUCUUGUAGCCUGCGCAAUCAAACAGAAACUGGGCAAGACAUAAAGCCGAGCCGACGCCAUAUCGGGUUGAUACGGUCGCAUCCAAUUCCAUGUUCCCUCGGUGCGUUCUUUGCCUUCUCGUGAUGAAGAUGCAAACUUGGUGUCGCAAAACUGUUUCCUUCGCUUGUAACAAGUACGUGAUUGCUGGAUCAGUCGUCUCAAGGCCCGUUACCUCCUCCGCGACUCAUGCAGCCGUCUCGGACCCAGAUGCGUCAGAACCUGAGAGCUCGAAUGAACCUUGUGUCAUACAAUCCAAGGACCUUCUUCGCAGAAGCUCAGGUCCUGGGACUGGGCUUCACGUCCUCGACUUAUUCGAUCGCGGUAUGUUGCAGCCUGAUCGAGCUCUUUACAACAGCAUGCUCAGGAGAUGUACCCAGUUGAAGAAGCUCAAAGAGGGGAAGUUGGUCAGUGCCCACGUUCUCAAGUCGAUAUUCAAGCAUGAUAGGCUGCUCCAUAAUACAAUCCUCAAUAUGUAUGCCAAGUGCGGCCUCAUGGAUGAAGCUCGGCAGUUGUUCGAUGAAAUGCCCGUGAGGGAUGUGGUUACUUGGACUACUAUGAUAACUGGGUAUUCCCAGAACAACCAGUCUGAUGGGGCGGUUGCUUUGUUUCCGCAGAUGCUUUGGAUGGGUUUGCAGCCAAAUGAGUUUACAUUGUCAAGCCUUCUCAAGGCUCUUGGGUUCUGGCCUAGCGAUGAGUGCGGUAGGCAGCUUCAUGCCUAUUGUUUGAAAUAUGGAUAUUGCUCGAAUCUUUAUGUUGGUAGUGCUUUGGUUGACAUGUAUGUUAGGCAUGACCGGAUUGACAAAGCCCAGUCAAUUUUCUGUCUGCUAGUGAACAAGAAUGAGGUAUCGUGGAAUGCUUUGAUUGCUGGAUAUGCUAGGAAAGGCGAGGGCGAGCGCGCUCUUUUUAUGCUCCAGGAGAUGCUGAGGGCUGGUUUCGAACCCACUCAUUUCACGUACUCCAGUGCGUUUGGUGCCUUAUCGGCUACCGGAUCUUUGGAGCAGGGAAAAUGGGUUCAUGCACAUAUGAUCAAAUCAGGGGGUCAGCUUAUUGAAUUUGUGGGAAAUGCUCUCCUCGACAUGUAUGCGAAGUCCGGUAGCAUUGAGGAUGCUGAAAAAGUUUAUAGGUUGUUGAGACAGGAUUUAGUUUCUUGGAAUUCACUGCUCACUGGAUAUGCUAAACAUGGGCGUGGGAGGGAAUGUGUGAGCAAAUUUGAAGAAAUGCGGAGGAUAGGAAUUCAACCGAAUAACAUAACCUUCCUCUGUGUUCUGAAUGCUUGUAGUCAUGCUGGACUUUUGGACGAAGGGCAGUACUAUUUCCAUUUGAUGAAGAAAUAUAAUGUGGAGGCACGCAUUGUGCAUCAUGUGACGAUAGUUGAUCUUCUGGGUCGAGCGGGUCUUUUGGAUCGAGCGAAAAAGUUCAUAGAGGAGAUGCCUAUUGAGCCUACUGCGGAAAUUUGGGCAUUGCUUGGUGCUUGUAGGAUGCAUAAAGACAUGAAGUUGGGUGCAUAUGCGGCGGAGCGGGUUUUCGAGCUCAAUCCCAAUGAUUCGGGGCCCCUCGUGUUGUUGUCUAACAUAUAUGCCUCAGCGGGUAGAUGGGGCGAUGUGGUUAAAGUGAGAAGGAUGAUGCAGAAGAGUGGGGUGAAAAAGGAGCCCGCAUGUAGUUGGGUGGAUAUUGAGAACAAGGUCCAUAUGUUUGUGGCUAAUGAUGAUUCUCAUCCACAUGGAAAAGAAAUCCGAAAGAUGUGGGAAGAAGUCAGUGCAAAGAUCAAGGAGAUGGGUUAUGUUCCAGACACUAGCCAUGUGCUUUUCUUUGCGGACGAACAAGAGAGGGAAUCGAGAUUGCAACACCAUAGUGAGAAGCUUGCUCUGGCAUUUGCAAUUCUAAGUACACCCCCUGGAUCUACCAUCCGGAUCAAGAAGAACAUCAGAGUUUGUGGUGAUUGUCACUCAGCAUUUAAGUUGGCAUCUAAGGUGUUGGAUAGAGAAAUCAUCCUUAGAGAUACCAAUAGAUUUCAUCAUUUCCAUGAUGGCUCCUGUUCUUGUGGGGACUAUUGGUAAUGCAAGCUAGAAUGCAUAACCCUAUAAGGUUGACUGGUUAUUAGUGAUUCUAUUGCUUACUUACCUGCUGCUUUCAUCGGCCAUAAAUUCGAAUCAAUGGCUUCGCCUGCUUGGCGCGCCCCAAGCAGGUGUUUUGCCCUGCAAUAGUUGUAAUGAAGGGUCUGGGGAGUUGGUGGAAUAAGAGAGCCCCCUUAGGCAGCUCCAAAAAAGAAGGUCGGCAUGUGGAAAUGUUG